Molecule: messenger RNA, 2832 nt
Organism: Bombina bombina (fire-bellied toad)
Lineage: Eukaryota; Metazoa; Chordata; Amphibia; Anura; Bombinatoridae
Gene: SLC37A2
Product: solute carrier family 37 member 2
Exons: 18
Coding region: 727-2238 (503 amino acids)
Biological process (GO): phosphate ion transmembrane transport; glucose-6-phosphate transport
Cellular component (GO): endoplasmic reticulum membrane
Molecular function (GO): glucose 6-phosphate:phosphate antiporter activity
Source: RefSeq, a predicted model, not a curated record
UGCAUUUACUCAUUUCCAUUCACAGAUUCCUGGGAUCCUCCUUUGGAUGCUGCUGGGGCAGGAGGGUCUGUCAGGGCGGGCAGCUUAUAUACAGCUUCCUGCUGCCCGGUAUGUGAUCCCUCAGAGGAAAGGGCAGCUCCAACCUGCAACACACAAAGGCAGCUGGAUCGCUGGUGCUGAUCUUCCAACUGAGCUGAUCCCUGGUACUGAUCAUCCAACUGAGCUGAUCCCUUAUACUGAUCAUCCAACUGAGCUGAUCCCUGGUGCUGAUCAUCCAACUGAGCUGAUCCCUUAUACUGAUCAUCCAACUGAGCUGAUCCCUUAUACUGAUCAUCCAAUUGAGCUGAUCCCUGGUGCUGAUCAUCCAAUUGAACUGAUCCCUGGUACUAAUGAUCCUACUGAGCUGAUCAUCCAACUGAACUGAUCCCUGGUGCAAAUGAUCUUGCUGAGCUGAUCUCUAGUACGGAUGAUCCUACUGUGCUGAUCACCCUGCUGAGCUGAUCCCUGGUAGUGAUCUUCCUGCUGAGCUGAUUCCUGGUAGUGAUCUUCCUGUUGUGCUGAUCACCAUCCUGAUGAGCUGGAUCUUUACUUGCCAGACCCCUCCCCUUGUUUAUUCACAUUGUCUGCAGAUACUAAAAUUAGUGAAGUAAUCUGCCAAACCUGCUGCAUAAAACUUUUUAAAAUAUAUUUUAACCCAAAUUUAAAGGCUCUUUUACUCCAAUAAGAAUGAGAUCUUCUCUGGCUCCUGCUGUCAGACUUAUACAGACUGUGUCUAGAGACAGCUGGUACCGUGGAUUUAUAUUGGUGCUGACAUUUUUGUUUUAUACAAGUUUUCACCUCUCAAGAAAACCGAUUAGUAUUGUAAAGAGUCAGCUGCACCAAAACUGCUCGGCACUGCCUCACCCUCGGCAAAACAUUUCUGAUAAUGAUACAACCUGGUGCGAUUGGGCUCCGUUCCAAAACGCUGACUAUGCUGAACUCUUUGGUGCUCUGGACAACGCAUUUCUGGUUGCUUACGCGAUUGGAAUGUUUAUCAGCGGGAUUUUUGGAGAGCGCCUCCCGUUAAGAUAUUACUUAUCAAGUGGGAUGUUACUUAGUGGAAUAUUUACAUCUCUCAUGGGCCUGGGGUAUUACUGGAAUAUUCACGUCCUUUGGUAUUAUAUAUUGAUUCAGAUUAUAAAUGGUUUAGUUCAGACUACAGGAUGGCCGUCCGUGGUAACUUUGAUGGGAAAUUGGUUUGGAAAAGGAAAGAGGGGUCUCAUUAUGGGCAUCUGGAACUCCCAUACUGCAGUUGGAAAUAUCCUGGGGUCCUUAAUAGCAGGGGCCUUUGUGUCUUCAGCCUGGGGAUUGUCCUUCAUUGUGCCGGGAGCUAUUGUCGGGUUCUUUGGCAUCAUCUGCUUCUUCUUCCUUAUUGAAUAUCCAGAGGAUGUUGGCUGUGAUUCUCCGCAACAGAAGGAAGAAACAAAGGAAGAGAUAGACGAAAACUUUCAGGAUAUGGCAAGUAGUACAGAAGCCAUUUUCAAAUCCGUAAACCACAACAUAGAGGAGGCUGGGAACGAACAAAAUUCAGUAGAGCAUCCACAGGCAAUCAGCUUUCUGGGAGCACUUCGUAUACCCGGAGUUGUGGAAUUUGCGCUGUGUUUGCUGUUUGCAAAAUUAGUCAGUUACACGUUUCUUUACUGGCUUCCUCUGUACAUCGCAAACGUUGCUCACUUCGAUCCUAAGCAAGCGGGCGACAUGUCCACCCUUUUUGAUGCUGGAGGAAUCAUAGGGGGAAUUCUUGCUGGUCUGAUAUCUGAUUACACCGGGGGUAGAGCCAUCACGUGCGCUGUAAUGCUGAUACUGACAGCUCCGAUGUUGUUUAUUUACAAUACCUUUGGGCAUGAUCAAGUUUCUACAUCAGUUGCAAUGUUGAUUAUAUGUGGGAUGUUGGUAAAUGGACCUUAUUCUCUCAUUACAACAGCUGUUUCUGCAGAUCUGGGGACGCAUGAAUCUCUCCAUGGGAACUCAAAGGCACUUUCAACAGUUUCUGCUAUUAUAGACGGCUGUGGAUCAAUAGGUGCCGCGCUGGGGCCCCUGUUUGCUGGGCUGCUGUCUAAGCACGGCUGGAGCUAUGUGUUCUAUAUGCUGAUAGCUGCUGACAUCUGUGCUUGUUUGUUGUUGUCUCGGUUGGUGUACAAGGAAAUUAGAACCUUAUGUGGAUGUUGUAGGAAAAAUAGAGGAUUUACUGAAAUGUGAUUUUAUACCUUUGUACCGAGCCUGGAACUUAUCUAAUAUUUUGCUGACGGGAUCAGCUCUCUUGCUGCUAUUUUGACAAUAGAAGAACUCUGGAAGUUUGAUUGAUCUUUAGUAUAAAAUGACUUUAUUUGAAGGGAUUGUUAUGAUAUUGUAACAAACCUUUUUUUUAAAAAGAAUGUUUUAUUGCUUCCUUAAAGGGACGGUAAAGUCAGUUACACUUUCAUGAUUCGGAUAGAGCAUGACAUUUUAAACAACUUUACAAAUUACUUCUAUUAUCAUGUUUGUUUUGUUCUUUUGGUAUUAAUUGUUGAAGAGUAAACCUAGGCGGGCUCAUAGGGCUUUAGGAGCGUGCACGUGUCUUUAGCAGUCUAUGGCAGCAGUAUACGUCCUAUGAGCCCACCUAGGUUUACUUUUCAACAAAUAAUACCAAGAGAACAAAACAAAUUUUAUAAUAUAAGUAAAUUGCAAAGUUGUCUAUCUAGACCCUGAAAGUUUAAUUUUGACUUUAUUGUCCCUUUAAAAAAAAAAAAUCGACAAAAUCAUUAAUUGUUCCUUUGCAGUUGAUCCUUUAUUAAUAAAGAUUUCUUAAUUACA